Etheostoma cragini (Arkansas darter) is the source of this 1998-nucleotide messenger RNA. It is a transcript of the gene slc6a19b, whose product is annotated as solute carrier family 6 member 19b. Gene Ontology annotation, biological process: sodium ion transmembrane transport. NCBI's taxonomy places the organism in Eukaryota, Metazoa, Chordata, Actinopteri, Perciformes, Percidae. The record is from RefSeq and is a predicted model, not a curated record. Bases 114 to 1970 code for a protein of 618 amino acids. The transcript is spliced from 12 exons. Gene Ontology annotation, cellular component: plasma membrane.
CUAUAACAGAGAUCCAGGUUCAUAUUGCAGGACCUAAUAGUGGGAGCCUCAAUUUACUUACCAGCACUUUACAGUGCUUAUUGAAUUGCUGCAAUACUAGUGUUAGACAGAUCAUGAAGUUACAACUCCCCAAUCCAGGCCUGGAGGACAGGAUACUGUCCCAUCAGCAACUGGACGAACUGGAGAAAGACGAGGCUGGAGAUAGACCAAAAUGGGACAACAAGACCCAGUACAUGUUGACCUGUGUUGGGUUUUGUGUGGGACUUGGAAAUGUCUGGCGGUUCCCCUACUUGUGUCAGAGUCAUGGAGGAGGAGCAUUUAUGAUACCAUUUUUGAUCCUGCUGGUUCUUGAAGGAAUCCCACUUUUGCAUCUUGAGUUUGCUAUUGGUCAACGUUUAAGAAGAGGCAGUUUGGGAGUGUGGGCUACAAUUCAUCCCUAUUUGACUGGCAUUGGUAUUGCAUCUAUGUGUGUAUCUCUGACGAUCAGUCUCUACUACAACACCAUAAUGGCCUGGAUUCUGUGGUACUUCUUUAAUUCAUUCCAAGAGCCUCUGCCUUGGAGCCAAUGUCCUAUGAAUGCAAAUUUAACAGGCAGUGUUUCAGAGUGUGAGAGGAGCUCCCCUGUGGAUUAUUUCUGGUACAGAAAGACACUGAACACAACUCCAGCGAUUGAAGAAGAUGGCGGUCUACAGUGGUGGAUACUGUUAUGUCACAUAUGUGCAUGGUCUGUGCUCUAUAUUUGCAUCAUUCGUGGUAUUGAGACCACCGGGAAGGCUGUGUAUGUGACUUCGACCCUUCCCUACCUGGUGCUGACCAUUUUUCUGAUCAGAGGGUUGACCCUGAAAGGCUCUUUGAAUGGAGUUAAGUUUCUCUUCACACCAGACUUAACAGAGCUGGCUAAGCCAUCAACAUGGCUUGAUGCGGGUGCUCAAGUUUUCUAUUCCUUCUCUCUGGCUUUUGGUGGUCUUAUUUCUUUCUCCAGCUAUAACUCAGUGCAUAACAACUGUGAACAGGAUGCAGUGAUCAUCUCUAUCAUCAACGGUAUCACCUCAGUCUAUGCAGCAACUGUCAUUUACACCAUAAUCGGAUUCAGAGCAACAGAAAGAUUUGACAACUGUCUUUCUGGAAACAUCCUAGCUUUACUAAAUGUGUUUGAGCUUCCUGAGGGCACCAUCACUGACAGCAACUACAAUCAGGUUGUUCAGAAUCUUAAUGCAACACACCCUGAGGUCUUUCAACAGCUGGAUCUUAAGACCUGCAACUUAAAUACUUUUCUCAGUGAGGGAGUUGAAGGAACUGGUUUAGCCUUCAUUGUGUUCACUGAGGCUAUCACCAAGAUGCCCCUCUCUCCGUUGUGGGCGGUCCUUUUCUUCAUAAUGCUCUUCUGUCUCGGCCUGUCUUCCAUGUUUGGUAAUAUUGAAGGAGUUCUUGUACCACUGCAAGACCUCAAGGUCUUCCCUAAGACAUGGCCAAAAGAGGUUGUCACUGGUAUAACGUGCAUGCUCUGCUGUCUGGUGGGUCUGAUAUUUAUCCAAGGCUCAGGAAGCUAUUGGCUUUCACUCUUUGACACCUAUGGAGGAUCCAUCCCUCUGCUAGUUGUGGCAUUCUGCGAGAUGAUCUCGGUGGUCUACAUAUAUGGCAUAGACAGGUUCAAUGAUGAUAUUAAGUUCAUGAUAGGACACAAACCCAACUUCUUCUGGCAGGCGUCAUGGAGAGUCAUCAGCCCGCUCAUCAUGUUUAUCAUCUUGGUCUUUUACUUUGUCACUAAAGUUUCUGAAAAGAUCAGUUACAAAGCCUGGAAUCCUGAAUCGAAUACAUUCCCCACAUUGGAAGAAAAGCCAUAUCCAGGCUGGAUCUAUGCAAUCAUCUUUAUACUGGCAGGGAUACCCAGUCUUGCUGUGCCUUUAGUUUGUGUCUGGAGAUGCUUAAAGUCAAAGAUGAGGGUUAAGCCAGAUCUCGACCAUCUCUGACCAAAUUCAAAUGAACAAUGAGAGCAAA